Messenger RNA from Pneumocystis jirovecii RU7, 756 nucleotides. RefSeq lists its product as uncharacterized. Gene Ontology annotation, biological process: negative regulation of gluconeogenesis; protein catabolic process in the vacuole; proteasome-mediated ubiquitin-dependent protein catabolic process. Gene Ontology annotation, cellular component: extrinsic component of membrane; GID complex. Lineage: Eukaryota; Fungi; Ascomycota; Pneumocystomycetes; Pneumocystales; Pneumocystaceae. The record is from RefSeq and is a predicted model, not a curated record. The coding region runs from base 1 to 756 and encodes 251 amino acids. The transcript is spliced from 5 exons.
AUGCCAGUACUUUCAAAUAUUAUUUGCAAUCAACCUAAGCCUACAAACCAAGAAGAUCAAUUGAUGUAUCAGUCAGAGGAUAGUGAAUCUUCAAAAGAAGAAUUGUCAUUGAAAAGCUCAACAUAUGUUCAGCCAUCAUUUGAGAAAGAAUUAUCUACAAUGAGGUUGUCUACAUUACAUACCUCUUUUUUACGUUCAGGUGCUUCUUUUAUAGGUACACAACAAUCUGGAAGAGCUUUAUAUGAAGUAUCAGUGGAUUUUCAGUAUGUAGACCCUAAAGAAUCAUUUUUGUGCGGAUAUCUUCAUAUUCAAGGCUUAACCAAAGAUAAUUCAUCUUUGACGACAUAUUUUGAAGGGGAAAUUAUUGGUUCAAAAUAUGGCUUUAUUACCAAGCACCCAGAAUGGGGGUCUACUGAAAAAAUUGAUCUUCAGCAUUGGAUAAGGUUUCAAGCUUUUAGACCAUUUGCAAAAAAUAUUAAAAAGCCGGAAUUCAAAUAUAAAUAUGAAUUGUUUAAAGAUCAUGUUUUUAUGAGAUGGAAAGAAAUGCAUAUAGUUUCUGAUAAUAACAACGAGCCAAUGUCAGAUUAUAGUAUGGCUCUUAAUGGGAUUAGUUAUGCUGGCUUUUAUUAUAUAUGUUUUCAGCAGUCUGUAGGAAGUAUAUCAGGGAUAUAUUACCAUAAAAAUUCUGAGCAAUUUCAACAACUUACUCUUCAACAUGAUGGUAAUAGGACUUUUUCUAUAUUUGAAUUCAGAUAA